Messenger RNA from Striga asiatica, 372 nucleotides. The record is from the annotation of a GenBank genome assembly. NCBI's taxonomy places the organism in Eukaryota, Viridiplantae, Streptophyta, Magnoliopsida, Lamiales, Orobanchaceae.
AUGAAUCUCAUCGAGCAGGCCAAGAACUACGUGGCGGAGAAGGUUGCCAACAUGCCGAUGCCGGAGGCAACGAUAGUCGACGUCGAUCUGAAGGGCUUCGGCCUCGACGGCAUCACUCUCCUCGCCGAGAUCUCCGUCUCCAAUCCCUACUCCGUCCCGAUCCCGAUCGGCGAGAUCGCCUAUGUUGUCAAGAGCGCCGACCGGGAGCUCGCGUCCGGCACGAUCCCUGAUCUCGUAUCCCUCAAAGCCGACGAGAAGACGAUGCUCGACGUCACCGUCCAGGCGGCUCAUCAUCGAUCUGCCGCUCAUCGGAAACAUCAUGAUUCCGAUUUCGUACAAGGGCGAGAUAAAUGGGGAAGAACGCUGCCCUAA